AUGACAGAUGAGUUUCUGUUUCAAGACAAUAAGAACCAUACUGUCUGUAUAAAUCCAACAAAAGGAACUUUAAACGAGAAACCUAUAUCUGAACUUCUUUUGAAAACAGAUGUUGACAACAAAGCUGACAAAGAAUAUGUAGACGAUGCAAUAGCAAAAGAAGAAGAAAGAGCUAACAAUGCUUAUGCAACAAAAGAACAUACUCAUCCUGAACUAGCAGACAAAACAUAUGUUGACAAUAAAAUGUCAAGUGAAGUGACAAGAGCUGAAAACGAAUAUUCUAAAAAGACUCAUACACAUACUAUAUCUGAAAUAACAAACUUACAAGAAACCUUAAACAGGAAAAGUGACGUUGGACAUACACAUACCAUUGCAAAUAUUACAAACUUACAAGAAACCUUAAACAGGAAAAGUGACGUUGGACAUACACAUACAUCUUCUGAAAUAACAGACUUAAACGUUAGCCUUGAAAAUAAAGCAGAUAAAACAUAUGUCAAUGAAAUAUACCAAAGUUUAGUUGGAACAAAAAAUAUUGAAACUAUUGUUGGUGACUUUUCUGUCAAUGAAGAAAACAAAUAUUUUAGAUGGGAGUUUGUACACUCCUUAAAAAAUGGUACACGGUAUAAACUCAUUCCGAAAAAUAACAAUGAAAUGUAUGUAAGCUAUAAAAAGAACGAUGGUACACAAGUUAAAGUUCCAUUAGACAACAACUGCUACUUAAACUUAUAUGGAGACGAACAAAAGAAAUAUUUAAGAGUUUAUGAAAUGGCAGAUAUGACAUUGCCUGACCCAGCUCCAGCACCAUACUAUUAUGACUAUGGAGAUGACAACAGAACACCACAUGUAGAUGAACAAAAGCUAACAUUAUAUUUAGAUUUUUAUAGAUAUAAAAGAUAUAAUGCAAUAGAAAAAACGAGAAUAGUAUACUAUUAUGAAGAUGACAGAAAUAAAUAUUAU
Trichomonas vaginalis G3 is the source of this 957-nucleotide messenger RNA. Its product is annotated as phage tail repeat-like family. The annotation marks the transcript as partial. The record is from RefSeq and is a predicted model, not a curated record. The transcript has a single exon. NCBI's taxonomy places the organism in Eukaryota, Parabasalia, Trichomonadida, Trichomonadidae.